Jatropha curcas is the source of this 2729-nucleotide messenger RNA. Its product is annotated as Tetratricopeptide repeat (TPR)-like superfamily protein. Gene Ontology annotation, biological process: mitotic sister chromatid cohesion. Gene Ontology annotation, molecular function: protein binding. Lineage: Eukaryota; Viridiplantae; Streptophyta; Magnoliopsida; Malpighiales; Euphorbiaceae. The record is from RefSeq and is a predicted model, not a curated record.
AUGAUUAAACACAAUUAAAAAAGUUAAAAUCUUGUUACUGGGGGAUAUUUGAAAACGAAACAAAUGAGAAGAAUCAAAAUUGAAAACCAAAUUCAGCUUCUCUGGUGAUUCAAGCAACCAAUUGAUGCCAGCAAGAACUUGAAGAUGGAAGCAGUAGCAGAGGGGUUAUGGGGAUUGGCAGAUAACGAGGAGAAAAAGGGAGAGAUAGGUAAGGCUGUGAAAUGCCUUGAAGCUUUAUGUCAAAGCCAGGUCUCAUUCUUACCUAUAAUCGAAGUCAAAACUCGUCAUCGCAUCGCAACUCUUCUGCUUAAGCAUUCUCACAAUGUAAAUGAAGCUAAGUCCCAUCUUGAACGCUCCCAAUUGCUUCUCAAGUCGAUCCCUUCUUGUUUUGAAUUGAAAUGUCGCACUUAUAGCUUACUGAGUCAGUGUUAUCAUUUGGUUGGUGCCAUUCCUCCUCAAAAACAGAUUCUUCAUAAGGCUCUCGACCUAACUGCUACUACUUUUCCUGAGGUUUCAGUUAGUUUAUGGACCUGCAACUUCAAUUCCCAGAUGGCUAAUGCUUUAAUUAUUGAAGGGGAUUAUCAUUCUGCUAUCUCUAGUUUGGAAUCUGGUUAUGCUUGUGCUACUCAAAUUCGCUAUCCAGAAUUACAGAUGUUCUUUGCAACUUCUGUUCUACAUGUGCACCUAAUGCAAUGGUAUGAUGAUAAUUUAGUUCAUUCUGCUCUAACUAGAUGUGAUCAGCUUUGGGAUUCUUUGGGUCCUGAAAGAAGAGACCAAUGCUUAGGUUUGCUUUUCUACAACGAGCUCCUUCACAUAUUCUAUCAACUUCGGAUCUGUGAUUUCAAGAAUGCCACUCAACAUGUUGACAAGUUGGAUGCUGCUAUGAAGGCUGACUUACAGAAAAUACGUGAAGUGCAGCGCCUAAACAAUGAACUCAAUGCCUUAAAUCAAAGCCUUUCCAGGCCGGACUUGCCUAACAGAGAUAGGUCAUUACUUUCUUCGAAGCAUGCUCAAAUUCAACAGCAACUUACAAAAAUGAAUAAGUCCACAUCAUUUCCGGACCAAUCUCUGGAACCUGCAUACUUUGGAAAUGCAAGGCGGUCAGUACAAGAUAAGCUAGUGCUGGCACCACCUCCUAUUGAUGGAGAGUGGUUGCCAAAAAGUGCUGUCUAUGCUCUUGUUGAUCUUAUGUCGGUCAUAUUUGGCCGUCCACGAGGACUUUUUAAGGAGUGUGCCAAGCGCAUUCAAUCUGGAAUGCAAACUAUUCAAGUGGAGCUGGUGAAGCUUGGAAUAACUGAUGGUGUUAGAGAAGUGGAUUUGCGUCACUCUGCCAUUUGGAUGGCUGGCGUGCAUUUAAUGCUAUUAAUGCAGUUUCUUGAAAACAAAGUGGCAAUGGAGCUCACACGGUCUGAAUUUGUUGAAGCACAAGAGGCACUCAUGCAAAUGAGAGAUUGGUUCGUUCGCUUUCCUACAAUUCUUCAGGCUUGUGAGAGCAUUAUUGAGAUGCUCAGAGGGCAAUAUGCUCAUUCUGUUGGCUGUUAUAGUGAAGCAGCUUUUCAUUAUAUUGAAGCAUCAAAGCUAACAGAGAACAAAUCAGUCCAAGCUAUGUGCCAAAUCUAUGCAGCUGUCUCUUACUUCUGUGUUGGUGAUGCUGAAUCAUUAUCACAGGCUCUUGAUUUGAUUGGACCAAUUUACAGAAUGAAGGAUUCUUUUGUUGGAGUUCGUGAGCAAUCAAGUGUCCUUUUUGCUUAUGGCCUUUUAUUGAUGAGGCAGGAUGAGUACGAAGAAGCAAGAGCUCGGCUGGCCAAAGGCUUGCAGAUUGCACAUAAUAGCAUGGGGAACCUUCAACUUAUAUCACAAUUUUUAACAAUCCUUGGACAUUUGGCACUUGCCUUGCAUGAUACUGUACAAGCCAGAGAGAUUUUGAGAUCCUCCCUUACAUUGGCAAAGAAGCUUUAUGAUAUCCCAACUCAGAUCUGGGUGCUAUCUGUUCUGACAGAUUUGUACCAAGGAUUAGGUGAGGUUGGAAACCAAAUGGAGAAUGAGGAAUAUCGAAAGAAGAAGUCUGAUGAACUGCAAAAGAAACUUUCUGAUGCACAUUCUUCCAUUCAUCACAUUGAACUGAUUGACAAAGUAAAAAUCGAGGUUAAGCAAUUUCAGGAGUUUGACAUCAAGCGUGCCAUGGCAAAUCAAUCCAUGAGAGUCAAUCUAGACAUUCCAGAAUCUGUUGGUUUGUCUACUCCAUUACCAAAUUCUUCAUCAUCAAAACUACUAGAUUUGGAUAAUCGAAGACGUGGGAAGAGAAGAAUUUAGUUUCCAAGUUUUAGGCUUCUGUACAUAUAUGUAUUUUGGCGGGUAAAAUAGAAUGUAGGACAUUUGAAGCUUAGACAAGGUCGAGAUCGGUGCUGCAAAUUAGAUCAAUAAGAUUCGUAGAUUGUUCCAGCAAUAUAGAACUUCCUUAGCGUUACUGUUGUUGUAUAGAUUGAAGUAAGAAAUUUGUAUCCUAUUGCUCUUGCCACAAGGCUGUUGUUUAGGGAUUGGCAACUAUUUUAUGACUUUAUAUAUGUUAGUGGAAGCACGCAUUUUGAUGCCUGGACAGCUUUGGACUGGAUGGUCAAGUUUGUAAAAUGACACUGAAUUGAUAUUUAAUUUCUACGGAUGCAUGGUCAAACUAUGUAACUGAAUACAUGUACUUAAGGAAUCAAAUAAUUAUAUGAUUGAUAUAUAAA